CGCAUGCGUUUGCGCAAUGCGCAUCAGGAUUACAGUGAUGAACUUUCCAUUCAUUAUUGUGAAUUUAAUUCAUUUAAUUUAAAGUAGUGAACAAAUUAAUGAAUGUGUAAUAUGUAUCGCUUAUAAUGAGGUUAGUUUUUGUAUUGACAGUCUGUGCAUAUAUUUCGACAAAAUUUGCCGAGUCCUUAAUACUUUCGGCUACAAAUAAAACACCGGAAAUACAACAGGAAUACAGACCCGAGGGUCCUUUAGUAUUGUGUAAAUUUUUACCCAGAGAAUUUAUUGAUUGUGAGGAACCGAUAGAUCUCAAGGGAAAUAAAACUGCAAAAGAGGAAACUGGUCUUGGCUGCGUAAAAUUCGGUGGUGCUCGUUGGGAAGAUGUGGAAAAAACAAAAGUGUCCUGCACAGUUUUACCAGACAUUGAAUGUUACGGAAGCAGGCACUUUUAUCGUGAGGGUGUGCCUUGCAUAAAAUACAGUGGACACUAUUUUACAACAACUCUCUUGUACAGUAUACUUUUAGGUUUUCUCGGCAUGGAUCGGUUUUGUCUCGGACAAACCGGCACUGCUGUAGGUAAAUUAUUAACUUUAGGUGGCUUAGGAAUUUGGUGGAUUGUCGACGUUAUUCUAAUAGUAACGAAUUCAUUACUUCCCGAGGAUGGAAGCAAUUGGAAUCCUUACGUUUAGAAUUAAUUAACAUUCUGUUAAUUAAUUAAUGAAUAUUUUGUAAAUAAAAAUUUCUUUU
Molecule: messenger RNA, 744 nt
Organism: Leptopilina heterotoma
Lineage: Eukaryota; Metazoa; Arthropoda; Insecta; Hymenoptera; Figitidae
Gene: amrt
Product: TM2 domain-containing protein CG11103
Exons: 3
Coding region: 126-686 (186 amino acids)
Source: RefSeq, a predicted model, not a curated record